Molecule: messenger RNA, 1245 nt
Organism: Caenorhabditis remanei
Lineage: Eukaryota; Metazoa; Nematoda; Chromadorea; Rhabditida; Rhabditidae
Exons: 9
Coding region: 1-1245 (414 amino acids)
Source: RefSeq, a predicted model, not a curated record
AUGUCAAACAAUCAAAAUGAUUGGGAUGACAUAAUGGAUGUUCUUGUGGAUAAUGUGGGCUAUUUGACAGAAACAGACCGAGCGAUUCCAGAAGAUGAUGUUGUAGUGAUCACACAUUCCGCCUAUCCAACGAUUCCAAUAUUGAGAACAGAAGACUCGGAUAUGAGAUCAUGGAUGCAAAAUAAUCAAAUUCAGAUGCCAGACCAAUAUUUACAAAGUUCGGAAAAAUUGAAAAGAAACCUAUUCGAAAUGCGUCGACGAUCUCAAACUGCUUCUGAAGAGAGUCGACGUCAGUCGUCGAGGACUUCUGAAGGAAAUGAUGUUCCGUCGACUGAAUAUCACUAUAUGUAUCAAGAUAUCUCAAUCCGAAUGGGAGAGAUGUCAAUGAUGCCACCAUUUCCUGAGGAAAGUGAAGGUUCAACCAGUCCUUCUUCUACAGAAUCAGACGACAGUGGUUCUGAUUGGAACCCUGGACCAUCGUCUAUUGAUACAACAAGAAACGCCAGUGAAUCUCCACUGCUACCUGAAAUUGAUAGAGAACCCCGUCGUCUUUCGAAAACUCAGAAAGGGAAAAUGACAGAUGAAGAAUUGGAGAGAAGAAGAAAAGAAGCGAACAAGAAGAAUAGUAAGAACUAUAACAAGAAUAAGAAGUCGAAAGAAAUCAGUUUAAAUCAAGAAUACGAAGAGAAGAAAGCUUGUUUGAAGCGGAUGAAAGAUGAGGAAAAAGAAAUGAAGAAUUUGCUUCUGGAGUGUUAUACAUACACAGGAACCGUUGUUAGAGUAUCUGAGGAGGAUGGAAUCCCCACUUUGAUGGACGAAGAAACUUUUAUUAACGGAAUCAAAUCUAUCGAUUCUGAGUUUUUAAAAAGAAAGUCUCAAGAUGCAAAUUUCAGAAAACUAUCAGAGGUUUAUCAAAUGAAAAAGAAAAAGCACACAGAUGCUGAAAAUGAUAAAAAACUAAAGAGGAUGAAUACGAAUACAUACGGAUCCAGAAAAUCUCGAGCUCUCCAUAGUAUGAGAAUUGCUCAUUUUGAACUUAAACUGGCGGAACUGCAGUUUGAAAUGACCAAGUAUUCGGAUAGAACGAACCUGAUGAAGAUGGUGAAAAGACAGAUGGCGUCAAUCUUCAACUUCCGAUAUGCUGGAGCCGAGGAGUAUAUCAGCCUUCCACGGUCUCGAAAAGAACGUUUCGAUCAACUUUGCAAUAUUUUGAAGGCAGAUUCUCCAAGAACAUCACGCACGUAA